Molecule: messenger RNA, 2924 nt
Organism: Lycium barbarum (goji berry)
Lineage: Eukaryota; Viridiplantae; Streptophyta; Magnoliopsida; Solanales; Solanaceae
Product: putative wall-associated receptor kinase-like 16
Exons: 3
Coding region: 41-2320 (759 amino acids)
Biological process (GO): cell surface receptor signaling pathway; protein phosphorylation
Cellular component (GO): plasma membrane
Molecular function (GO): calcium ion binding; ATP binding; polysaccharide binding
Source: RefSeq, a predicted model, not a curated record
CGAACUAGUUUGCAUCAUCUUGGAAAUUCUCAAAAAAACCAUGGAACUAAAACAAGUGAUUUGGAGUCCUAUUGCUUUUUUUCACGCUUGUGUGCUAAUACUGACAUUAGCCACGGCCCAAAACACCAUUAAUAGCACCAACACCACCAUUACUAAAGCUGCUAAUGUCACAAAACCAGGAUGCCGUAAGCAGUGUGGGAACGUUACAGUUCCAUACCCAUUCGGUAUUGGCUCAGGUUGCGCCUAUGAUUUGGGGUUCGUGAUCAGCUGCAACAUGUCUAAUGAUGGUUCUGCGAAACCCCUCAUAGGAAACAUUGAGGUCUAUGAUAUCUCCGAUGCUGAAUUGCGCAUCUCCAAUGUCAUCGGUUGGAGAUGUUACAAUUCCACUGGAGCUGUGAGAGCCGAAUUUCUCGCUUGGACCAGCUUUUUAGAAUCAACUCCAUAUAGUUUCUCGGCGCUGAACAGGUUUACUGUAGUUGGUUGCGAUGACUCUGUUUCCAUCACGGGGCCUAAUAACUUUGACUAUGGCUGCAACACCAGCUGUACUAGCACAGGCGAUGUGAUGGAAGGAGUAUGUAUGGGGAAGGGCUGCUGCCAUAAACAUAUACCCAAGGGCUUGAAAUACUAUAACACAACCAUGUCUAGCUCAGGAAACCACACCAAUGUUUGGUCGUUUAGUCGAUGCGGGUAUGCAUUUCUAGGCGAGGCAGACCGCUUCCAUUUUCGAGGCCUACAGGAUCUACGUGAUAUUAACUUUUAUAAGAGGAUUAAGGCUAGUGUGCCCAUUGUGCUGGACUGGGCCAUCGGCACUCUUACUUGCGCGCAAGUUCAAGGCAGCGCGGAUUAUGCUUGCAGAGAAAAUAGCCAGUGUGUUGAUUCCGAUACUGAUUUUCAAGGCUACCGCUGCAGCUGUAAAUCGGGUUUUCUGGGCAAUCCAUAUCUCGCUUCAGGCUGCCAAGAUAUUGAUGAAUGUGCCGAUCCAAGCACCAAUUCUUGUGAAAAGAACUGCACAAACACCCCCGGGAGUUAUAUUUGUUCUUGUCCUAAUGGAUAUACCGGUGAUGGCAAAAAGGAUGGCCAUGGUUGUAUUGCUCCCUCCUCUGAGUUUCCUUGGAUCAAGUUCUCUAUAGGUACUGGAGUUGGCUUUAUCUCCCUAGUGGCAGUGAUAACUUGGCUCUAUUUCAGCAUCAAGAAAAGAAAAUUGAUUAAACUCAGAGAUAAAUUAUUCCAACAAAAUGGUGGUUUGUUAUUGAAACAUAGAAUCUCCACUAACGAGGGUGGUGUGAAAGCAACAAAAAUUUUUACUGCUGAGGAGCUCAAGAAAGCUACGAACAAUUAUGCCAAUGAAAAAAUUCUUGGUCGUGGUGGCAACGGGAUUGUAUAUAGAGGUGUGCUACGUGAUACUCGUAUAGUUGCCAUUAAAAAAUCUAGAACUGUGGACGAGAAUCAAAUUGAGCAGUUUAUCAAUGAGGUGCUUAUUCUCACUCAAAUCAACCAUCGAAACGUGGUGAAGCUCUUUGGGUGUUGUUUGGAAGAUGAAGUUCCUUUAUUGGUUUAUGAGUAUGUCUCUGAAGGAACUCUUUAUGAGCACAUUCACAACCAACGUGGAGGGGGUUGGUUAACUUGGCAAAACCGUUUGAGAAUUGCAGCAGAGAUAGCCACUACACUUGCUUACCUUCACUCAUUUGCGUCCAUGCCGAUAAUUCAUAGGGACGUUAAGUCUGCCAACAUAUUGUUAGAUAGUGUAUACACAGCUAAAGUGGCAGAUUUUGGAGCUUCAAGGUUAAUUCCUCUAGAUCAAACACAUGUGGCUACAUUAGUUCUGGGGACAUCAGGGUACUUAGAUCCCGAAUAUUUUCGCACAAGUCAAUUGACGGAGAAAAGUGAUGUUUACAGCUUUGGAGUAGUUCUGGCAGAACUUUUGACAGGGUUGAAACCUAUUAUUAGGGAUAGAGACGAAGAGGACAAGAAUUUGGGCGAUUAUUUUGUGUUGUCCAUGAAUAAGAAUAGCUUGUUUCAUAUUAUUGAUCAUCGUGUUUUGCGGGAAGGGAAUCUUGAGCAACUCCAAAAGAUGGCUGAAUUGGUGAAGAACUGUCUUCAGCCGCAUGGAGAAGAUAGACCUACAAUGAAGGAAGUGGCUAUUGAAAUUGAAGGUUUGAGGAAGUUAACUGGAAUCUCUUGGUCUAAUCAUCAGCAUGGACAGGAAGAGAAUGGUCAGGAUGAAUUGUCAGAUCUUUACCCAGUUCAAAUCAACUCCUAUGGAAAUAGCCCCAAUUCAGAUAGUUCUCGUAUAAUGGGUCCUUCAUACAGUCCAAGUUGAACCAAAAUCUAGGCCACUAAUAAUGUCAUAAGAUUGUGUGUAUGUUAAUGUCCCAUCCCUGUGUCUCUUCCAUAUUGAAUGUUCUAAUGUAGGUUCUUUUCCUUCUUCCUCUCAAUUCAGACCUUUUUUUUUUUUUUUUUUUUUGUUGCUUUCAGGGGUUUCCUUUUUCUUCUUUUAGUGCUGGAAGCAUGAAAUAAACAGCUACAACUAUAAGUAAUUAACUCAGAUAUAUUUAAGAUACAGUGCUGGAGAUCUUUCUACAUUUAUAUACAGGACCUUUUGAUGAUAUGUGUUUCUUUUACUUUUGUUGCAUAUUGCAAAUAGACAAAAGAUUUCCAAGAGUCAAAUCAUUUAAAACAAAUUGCAUACAUAUUAUUCAAAACCAACCUUACCUCAAAAAGUGACUAACAGAGUAGACGGACAGAUAACAGAAUAAAUUAAGAAAGUCAUAGAAUAGCAUGCCAAACACUUCCCCUCAUUGAUAAAAACUGUGAUAUAAACAGAUAAAUCAUUGCUCAAUUUCAUUCUCUAGUUCGCACUAAUAAUACCAAACCCAACAAAAAUGACUUAAAAUGCAACUCAUAACAUCUAAAGAAUUUGAGAA